Molecule: messenger RNA, 980 nt
Organism: Schistosoma turkestanicum
Lineage: Eukaryota; Metazoa; Platyhelminthes; Trematoda; Strigeidida; Schistosomatidae
Source: the annotation of a GenBank genome assembly
AGAGCACAUCAUUUAAAUUUGCACAUGUAGCCUUGAGGAUUCCUGGGUUGGGUGUUUCGCUAAUACUUCUACGCGUCUCUGUGUUAAUGUGAUGUGUCAACUUGAAUUGAUACAUAUGCGUACGAAGUUCUGCGUUUCAGCUGACUGACACAAAUCAGAACCUGUAAACCGAACGAGUUACUUGUCUAAAUCAUAAGCCUCCACGACGUAGUACUAUCUAGAAUGACUGACAGUAGUAUUUUCGAUGAAAUCCCUGAGGAAAUAAGCGCUCAGUUAGUAUCUUUCUCAGAAGCUACUGAUGAUGUUGAACAGCUUGUAAACAAAAUUAGUAACUUUCCGAAUGAUUCUAAUAAUGAGAUCAGUGAUUUGGACUCUAUCAAAACGGAUCUGUCUUUAUGCUACACAUUCAAUGCUCUAUUUUUCAUGUAUCUUAGGUGCAGCGGUGUGGAAACUCAAAGCCAUCCUAUUAUGCAGGAGUUGGAUCGUGUAAUGAAUGCAUUGAAAAGAUGUAGAUCGCUAGUAGAGAAAAAAAGUUCUGCACGUUUGAAAUUGGACAAAGAAGCUACAACAAGAUUUGUAAAACAUGCCUUGUGGAAAUCCGCUCAUACUAAGACUAAAAAACGUCGUACGGAUUCAUCUAGUCAACAAUGAUAAUGAUAAUAAUUCUUAAUUGAGAAAACUUUUAUUUUAUUCAUUUUUGUAUAUAUAAAAAUGAACUAGUAAUAAAAUGUUAAUUUUCAUUUUUCCAGGUGCUUUUUUUUUUAAUUUGAAUAAAUGUGCAGUACAAAUGGUGUAAUCAGUACCUUCAAUGUACUAAGAAUCCCACCUUUUUUAUAUUGGUUAGGAGUAUAGCUUGACUGUAAUGAGGUAGUUCCAAUCCUUUAACCUUAUUAAUUUAAAGCUAGUUGUUUGAUUUGAUAAAAUGCAACCCAUUUUAAUUUAAUUACUCAGUAAACAAAAUAUGUAGAUUAAUAAAUUUC